Molecule: messenger RNA, 878 nt
Organism: Elaeis guineensis (African oil palm)
Lineage: Eukaryota; Viridiplantae; Streptophyta; Magnoliopsida; Arecales; Arecaceae
Source: RefSeq, a predicted model, not a curated record
AUGAUCAUCUCCUCUGCAUUGGUUGCAGCUGUGGUUGGCGAUGGAUUCCUUGCGCGAGAUAUCACAAUAGAGAACUCAGCAGGACCAAGCAAACACCAAGCUGUUGCCCUGAGGGUUGGCGCUGACCUCUCCGCCUUCUAUCGUUGCAGUUUCGUAGGCUACCAAGACACUCUAUACGUCCACUCUCUUCGCCAAUUCUACAGAGACUGCGAUGUUUAUGGCACCGUGGAUUUCAUCUUUGGGGACGCAGCGGUGGUGUUCCAAAACUGCAACUUGUAUGCUCGAAAACCCGAUCCAAACCAGAAGAACAUAUUCACAGCCCAAGGGAGAGAAGACCCCAAUCAGAACACUGGCAUUUCCAUCCAGAAGUGCAAGGUUGCUGCAGCUUCUGAUCUCAUCCCGGUGCAAUCGAACUUCUCAACAUACCUUGGCAGGCCAUGGAAACAAUACUCGAGGACGGUGUUCAUGCAGUCCUACCUUGGUAGUUUGAUAAAUCCUGCAGGGUGGUUGGAAUGGGAUGGUGACUUCGCAUUGAGCACUCUAUACUAUGGAGAGUACAUGAACCUGGGGCCAGGUUCAAAUACCUCUAGAAGGGUGACAUGGCCAGGAUACAGAGUCAUCACAAGUGCAGCAGAAGCUAGUAACUUCACUGUGCAAUCAUUCAUACAGGGUGAUCAGUGGUUGGGUGCAACUUCCGUUCCAUUUACUUCAGGGUUAAUGUGAGAGGGGAUAAUUUAGUUAUUGAAUCUUUGGAUUUUCAGGAAUAAAGGCUAUCCUACUCUAUCUUGAGUUGAUUGGUUAAUUGUUGUAAUAUUAAUGUUUGGGGAAUUAUGUUAAUCAAAUUACCACCUUCCGCUAUGGGCUGUGAUUAAUUUGCU